CAGGCUUCUCCAACAGCCAGGCUCAAACAUUUUGCUUUGAAACGGGUCAAGGGGGUUCUGUGUUCCAGGUGCACGGUGCUUGUUCUAAGCCUUGUAGAGUGCAAGGGUGCCCUCCAAGGCCGAGUAGCGGAUGUCAUGUUCGGUGACUCAGGGCAACAGGAAACCAGAGACCUGCUCGCUGUCUCUGCGAGGAAGUUGACCACAUUGCGGUUUGACUGCUGCUGUAAAAUGUGAGCAAGAGAGAGGUCCGGCAUGAGACGUCGGACCAAGAGCUGCUGCAGCAGAGCAAGAAGACACGUCUGAACCUGCAGGUGGAAGCCGUGGCGAGAUCAAGCUAUGAGCCAAAUGGAAUUGAUUUGGGGUGCCUUCUCCUUGAUGCUUUUGGGAGCACUUGUUAGCAUGUGCAUGAAAUGUCAACGGUCUGAGAAUAAAUGGAAGACAAGCCUGGACAGUCAGAGGAAUCCAUGUGCAGCAGCUGACUAUAUAACCCCAGCGACAAGAGAGAAGCACUCGACACAAGCUCAGAGGUUACCCUCACACUCUGGGAUAGAAGGCCAGCAAAGAGUGAGGUGGCACAUUCUUACUCCAUGUCACGACAACAACACCUUAAAAUGCCGUGCAACAUGCCAGGGCCAAGGAAAAGCCAUGAAGAUCUUUCUGUAGCAAGUCACCUUGGGGCCUGUCCGAAACCGAGGUAUCAAAAUUUUGAGAAAGAGAUGCAAAUGGAGCAAGACCCUGCUUAUGUUGAGCCCAUCCAUGCAAACCAUCACAACUACAGAAAAGAUUUAAGGACUCCAAGUGAUGAAGAUUUUCCAUAUCAAAAUGUGGCUGGGCCAUGUGGAAGCAAUGCAUGUGUCUUGGUCAACGCAGAUGUCUAUGAGAACAGUCCGAUUAUCCAGUUAUGGAAAAACUCACAGAUAGCAGAAAACCUUUCCUCUGACGAUGAACCAGAUUACAUCAAUGCAAACACAAACCACAGGUUUCCUGCCUGAGAACCGGUGAAAAGCACUUCCAACAGUCGAUGACUCCUGUCAAAAGGCGGUCACAUCUUCUAAAUCUAAAAUGUAAAUGUGAAAUAGAUUUAGAAGCAGCAGUGUCUAAUAGUUUUGUAGCCACACCAGCCUGGCACCGUCACUACACCCCAUCUAUGCCGCAUUGCCAAUCGGAACGGAAAAUAGAAAUCAUAAUGCCAUAAUGUUUUGGAAGGCUGUCACCAAAGAACGGGACGUUUUGAGACAGAAACAUGGACCCUUCUGUUUGUUAUUAAAAG
Messenger RNA from Sceloporus undulatus (fence lizard), 1270 nucleotides. Its product is annotated as linker for activation of T-cells family member 2-like. Gene Ontology annotation, cellular component: plasma membrane. The transcript has 13 exons. Gene Ontology annotation, biological process: B cell activation; B cell receptor signaling pathway; calcium-mediated signaling. NCBI's taxonomy places the organism in Eukaryota, Metazoa, Chordata, Lepidosauria, Squamata, Phrynosomatidae. The coding region runs from base 588 to 992 and encodes 134 amino acids. The record is from RefSeq and is a predicted model, not a curated record.